UUUCUACACGUGCGAUCGUGAGAGUGACGUUUGGAAGACAUAAAAUAUUGCCUUUGUUCAGUUAUUACUCAUUCUGUUAUAAGGCCGAAUAAUUACGCUUUUCAAAGCUAUGCACUUUUGAAGACAUAUAUCUACUAAGAGACUGGUAUUUUUUUCUUGUCUGUCAAAAGUUAGACAAAGUCGUGACUACUACAAACGUUUGCAAAGAUGGUGAUCAUGAGCUCGCUUCCUCCUCCUUCUCAAGGUGUAAGACACGUACAAAACAAUACACAGGCAUUCAUAGAUGAAAAUUGUCUUGGUAAUGGUACACUUUAUGUUACUGAAGAACGACUGUCAUGGAGUAAUGAUGAAGGAAGAGGCUUUUCUUUGGAAUAUCCUUCUAUCUCUGUUCAUGCUGUGUGUAAAGAUACUUCAAAGUUCCCYCAUGAGUGUAUUUAUUGUAUGCUCGACGCACCACUUGAAGACUGCAGUGAGGAUGAUGAAGAUGCAAAAGUUGGUGAAGUAAGAUUUGUCCCAGAAGACAAAGAAAGCUUGCAGCAGAUAUUUAAUGUGCUGUCAGACUGCCAGGCCUUGCAUCCAGACCCACAAGAAGAGGCAGAAGAAGAGAUGGCAGGAUUUGGAGGCGAAUAUUUCACUAAUGAAGAUGAAGCAGAAUUAACAGAAGAGGGGCAGGCAACUCUACAAAGACUGGAAGGUGUMUUCCAAGAACAAAGUGAUCCACAAACAAUGGUGAUAAAUACAUCAACAAAUGGAGCAGGACAAAAUGGACAAAACCACCAUUCUGAUGUUGAAAUGGAUGAAGAAGAUCAGUUUGAAGAUGCUUAGUGUUGACCACAGAUACUUUUAUAAAAAUCUUAAAUACCCAUAUAUGGCAGGUAUAUUCACAAACUUGGAACCAGUCCCUUGUGAGCUAUUGUUGCUAUGGUUACAAGCAUAUAUCAAGUAGCACUGGGGUUGUAUUGACGCCUUAAAUGACAUACARUACAUGYAUGUUACUUUAUCRCCUUUAAAACUGUGCAGUAACACAACAAAAUUKCAGCUUGUCAAAAGUAGGUAAAAUGUCAUGCAAACUAUUGCUUUAUAGUGAAAAAUGUAACCUUCAGGAGCUUGUCA
Molecule: messenger RNA, 1113 nt
Organism: Exaiptasia diaphana
Lineage: Eukaryota; Metazoa; Cnidaria; Anthozoa; Actiniaria; Aiptasiidae
Product: methylosome subunit pICln
Exons: 7
Coding region: 208-825 (205 amino acids)
Biological process (GO): cell volume homeostasis; spliceosomal snRNP assembly; chloride transport
Cellular component (GO): pICln-Sm protein complex; cytosol; methylosome
Source: RefSeq, a predicted model, not a curated record